Molecule: messenger RNA, 474 nt
Organism: Tetrapisispora phaffii CBS 4417
Lineage: Eukaryota; Fungi; Ascomycota; Saccharomycetes; Saccharomycetales; Saccharomycetaceae
Gene: CBP6
Product: Cbp6p
Exons: 1
Coding region: 1-474 (157 amino acids)
Biological process (GO): mitochondrial respiratory chain complex III assembly
Cellular component (GO): mitochondrion; Cbp3p-Cbp6 complex
Molecular function (GO): ribosome binding
Source: RefSeq, a predicted model, not a curated record
AUGUCAAAACAAGCGGUAAAAGAUGCAGCCAAAAGCAUGGUUAAAGUUCUUGAGAAAUUUCCAGAGGAACGUAUUAAACAUGUAAUCUCAUUCAAAGAUGUACAGAUUGAGAGAUUCCAAAAGAUCUCAGGGGCAAAAAUGAGCACUGGAGCCGAGGCUCAAAAACCGUCUAUUUCAGAUAUUAAAGAUAUUAUUAACAGAACUUCAAAACCAUUAGGUUUAAGCUCUAAACUUUUGAAAGAAAUGCAAUCCUCUUCACCACAAGAAGAGUUUACCGAGGUUUCAAUUAAUGAACAGAUUAAAGCCUUAAAUAAUUUAAUGGCCAAUAAACUUAAGAACUAUUAUGAUGCUGGUGACAAGAUAUACAAACCUGCCGGUAAUCCAUAUUACUACCAAAGAUUAUUAGAUGAAUUAGAAGGUAAAAGGAAAGAGAACAUUUUUACAGCUUUCAGAACGGUUGUAUUUGGAAAAUAA